AUGGCCAGUCUUCGCGUUCCCUCUUUACGAAAUACGGUUUCUGGCGCCGCGCCGUAUUUGCGGACGUAUCAGCGUAGAUGGGCGCAGGUACACGACGUUCGAUACCUUGCCACGCAGCAAUCAAAUAGAGUGCUAGAAAAGUACAAGGAGAAGUUAGACAAGAAGGCAAAAGCUGAAGGACUUCGCGACGUUAACGAGCUAAAAGAAGCAUACAAAGAAAAGAUCAACCACCUAAAGCAAAAAGCCUCCAUCCCAACCCCCCCCCUCACACCACCACCUUCACCCACCACCUCCUCACCCUUUCCCUCACCACCGCCCGCGCCACAGACCCCAGAGAAGAAGUCGAAUCCCGGAAUCAAAACCCUCUCCUCCUACCUCGACCUCCCCAAAACCCGCGCCCUCCCCCCCAAAGAACUCGAAGCAAUCUGGCGGCUCCGACACGCGCACGACGCACAAUCCCUCUGCGCCGUCAUCCCUCUCGACGUCUACCGCACCAUCGAGAGCACUGCAAAAAAGUAUCCACACUUCAUUCUCCCUCUCCCAAAAGAAGGGCAGGGCGCGGAAAUCCAUUUCAUGCAAUGGACGUUCCCGGCGCCCGACACGGUGACGGUGUUGUUUACGCAUCUCGCUGAGUAUAAGUUGCGCGGCGAGUAUAGUCAGCCGCAUACGACGAUUACGCAUCAUCUGGAGUUGGCGGGGGAGAAGGGGGUGGUGUUACUGCAAGGGCAGGUGGUGGAGGGACGCGGGGUGAGUGUGGAUGAGGCGAAGUGGUUGGUUAUGGCGUUGCAGAAGUUUUAUGGGGUUGGCGGGGAGAAAGGGGAGAGGAGGAGACUGUUGGAGAUGUUUGGGAGGGGGGAUGAGGGGUUUAGGGUUGAGGAGUUGGUGGAGGAGGCGGAGAAGGUUGUGUAA
Glarea lozoyensis ATCC 20868 is the source of this 909-nucleotide messenger RNA. RefSeq lists its product as uncharacterized. The transcript is spliced from 2 exons. The record is from RefSeq and is a predicted model, not a curated record. The coding region runs from base 1 to 909 and encodes 302 amino acids. NCBI's taxonomy places the organism in Eukaryota, Fungi, Ascomycota, Leotiomycetes, Helotiales, Helotiaceae. Gene Ontology annotation, cellular component: mitochondrion. Gene Ontology annotation, biological process: mitochondrial proton-transporting ATP synthase complex assembly.